Molecule: messenger RNA, 1026 nt
Organism: Oryctolagus cuniculus (rabbit)
Lineage: Eukaryota; Metazoa; Chordata; Mammalia; Lagomorpha; Leporidae
Gene: DENR
Product: density regulated re-initiation and release factor
Biological process (GO): translation reinitiation; formation of translation preinitiation complex
Molecular function (GO): mRNA binding; translation initiation factor activity
Source: RefSeq, a predicted model, not a curated record
GCCCAGCGGCGGCCCGAGUCUCGCGGUAAAAGCUGGUUGUCUCGCGGGACGCGCCUGGCCCACGGGCUCUCGGGCGGCCCUGGCCGGGGAAGAGGAGUUGCAUGUGUCGCUUCAGCUGGCGGUAGCGGCGGGAGCGGAGGCGGCGGGGCCUGUGCGACCGCCCGGGAUUGUGAAAUGGCUUCUGACGUUUCCGAAUGCAGCGGUGCUGACUGCAAGGGGGACCCUCGGAACAGUGCCAAGUUAGAUGCGGGCUACCCACUCCGCGUGCUCUACUGUGGAGUGUGUUCAUUACCAACAGAGUACUGUGAAUAUAUGCCGGAUGUUGCUAAAUGCAGACAGUGGUUAGAGAAGAAUUUUCCAAAUGAAUUUGCAAAACUUACCGUAGAAAAUUCACCCAAACAAGAGGCAGGAAUCACUGAGGGUCAAGGAACAGCAGGGGAAGAAGAGGAGAAGAAAAAACAAAAGAGAGGUGGAAGAGGUCAAAUAAAACAGAAGAAAAAGACAGUACCACAAAAGGUUACAAUAGCCAAAAUUCCCAGAGCAAAGAAGAAAUAUGUGACAAGAGUAUGUGGUCUUGCAACUUUUGAAAUUGACCUUAAGGAAGCACAAAGAUUUUUUGCGCAGAAAUUCUCCUGUGGUGCCUCAGUAACAGGGGAGGACGAGAUCAUCAUUCAGGGAGACUUCACAGAUGACAUCAUUGACGUCAUUCAGGAAAAGUGGCCGGAGGUGGAUGAUGACAGUAUCGAAGAUCUUGGAGAAGUGAAGAAGUGAUUCUGAAACUUGUCUGUAUUUAAUGAUCUGAACUGAGAAUUGAUCUGGCCAAAGGGAGAGAGGCCUUUUAAUUUUAAAAUCUAUAUAUUUAUCCUGCAGUGAGACUGUUGGCGACCUUCGUUCUCGGCAUCUUCACUGUUCUGUACAAGGCUGCUUGUUUUUUUAUUGCCAAAGUCUAAUGAACAAGGGAGACCGUCAUGCUCAUGCAUGGAAUAGAAUUAGUCACAAUAAAACAUUUUGGUCAUUUGGUACUGA